CCAAGGACAAGCUGGAGUCUGUGAGAUGGCCUAAGUCAGAUGGGGACGUUAAAUCUCCGAGUCCCUCCAUACCUGACCUUACUGUGUCGGAAAACAUCGAGUACCGUGUGAUCAAGUCUCCGUCAUGCAUUAGUCUGGACAACGACGAUAGCGAGAUAGACGAUGCACCUGCUUGUACCAUGGAUAUGGCCUCUGAUGACCAAAGCGAUUUGCAUAUGGUAGGGUCAGAAAUGACGACCGGGGAGUCAUACUCUGCUAGAGAAGUCACAUCGCCAAAUGCAGAAGGAGGCGACACGCCAUUGGGUUAUCGGUCACUCGUAAACAACCCAGCACUCGAAAGAUCCGUAGAGGAGGCCCGAAAGCAGUACAUGAUUCUGAAACAGAAAGCUAAGGAUAAACUUGACUCCAUUAGAAUGCCAAAACCAUGCGAUGACACACAACUGAUGUCACCAAAACAUGUACCAUUAGAUCAUCCAACCUUUGGUUCGACUUCUGGAACAUACGAGCACCAAUCUGGCAAGGUUAGGGAGUCCACCAAGGAGUUAGAGGGGCUACAGAUGGACGGACAAUUUGACCAACCGCAAAAGACGAAAGGCUAUCAGCACGUGCCAAGUAUUCCUGUUUCUCACGGGGAACCAAUUAGCAAGGUCAAGGGACGAUAUACACAUGCAUGUUCAUCACGAACGGAACCACGACUUGAAAAAGAGAAAACCAUGCAAGAAAUUCUUAAGCUCGGAGAGGAGACACAGUACUACAAGGGGAGACAACGACUGUUUGAUGACGAAAGGGAAAUAUCCAAGCUUAAGAAAGAGAAGCUUAAAAUAGAGAUCGAGAUUCUCGAAAAACAAUUGCUUUGUCAUAUCAAACAGACUCACUACUGACUGAUGGAAUGUACUGAAAAGGUAAACAUGGCACGAUUUGAUUUAGAUAUUGUUGAUAUAAUGUUGGUGUAGGUUAUUG
Mizuhopecten yessoensis (Yesso scallop) is the source of this 960-nucleotide messenger RNA. RefSeq lists its product as uncharacterized. The transcript is spliced from 5 exons. Lineage: Eukaryota; Metazoa; Mollusca; Bivalvia; Pectinida; Pectinidae. The record is from RefSeq and is a predicted model, not a curated record. The annotation marks the transcript as partial.